AUGUUCGCUACCAAGGUCUUUGCUGCUCUCGUCGCCGCCUCCGUCGUCCUCGCCGCCCCCGCUUCUCAGCGAUCCGGCUCUGCCUCUGGCUCUGCUUCCGAGUCUGCCUCUGGCAGCCCCACCGCUUCCAACAGCGGCUCUUCUUCUGCCAGCGGUACCGCCUCUUCCUCCGCUGCCUCUUCUUCCUCCUCUUCUUCCUCUGGCGACUACUCUGGCACGCAAGUCUUUUCUUCUUCUUCACUUUUCGCUACCUACUACACCGUCACUGAUACCGGCAGCGCUUGUGAGAUGACCGUCACCGACGACGACUACGUUGUCGCCCUCAACAAGCCCCAGUACACUGCUUCCGACCACUGUGGUGACACCGUCACCAUCACCAACACCGAGAACGGUAACACUGCCACCGCCAAGGUCGCUGACGAAUGCCCCGAGUGUGAAAGCGGUUCUCUCGACAUGUCCCCCGGUCUCUUCGGUGCCCUCAACGACAAUGACUACGACGAGGGAGAGUUCUCGAUCUCUUGGUCUUUCUCCAGCUAA
Molecule: messenger RNA, 537 nt
Organism: Cryptococcus amylolentus CBS 6039
Lineage: Eukaryota; Fungi; Basidiomycota; Tremellomycetes; Tremellales; Cryptococcaceae
Exons: 4
Coding region: 1-537 (178 amino acids)
Source: RefSeq, a predicted model, not a curated record